CUUCAGCAAGGGCAGGGUUCAGACAACAGAGGAUGUGUCCAAGUGGGCGAAUUGAGGGGAGAAUAGAGUAGAACAUAAUAAAAAACAGGAUAACUGAGAGGACCACACACUUCAGAGACAGCAGACCUGUGUUCAGGCGUGACGAUGCAUCUGGAAAUACUUCCUCUGAGUGUGGCCUGUCUGGUCCUCUUCUUGUCUUCUGUUGCUAACGGAGAUCCAUUGAAGGUUUUGUCUGCUCCUAACUUGCUGCGUAUUGGAGCAACAGAGAACAUAUUUGUGGAGUGUCACGAAUGCUCAGGGGCAGCCAUUGAUGUUAAAAUAUAUGUGAAGACCUUUCCAGCUGGGGAUAGUGAUCUGGACUCCACAACUGUGACCCUAAACACAGAUAAUAAAUUUCAAGGUUUUGGUGAAAUUAAGAUCCCGGCAGAUGAAUUUAGAGAUGACCCUACGCUGAAGCAGUAUGUGUUCCUGAAAGCAAGGUUUACAGAUGGAACCAUUCUGAAGAAAGUGGUCUUGGUCUCCUUCCAGUCAGGCUACAUCUUCAUUCAGACCGACAAACCUCUAUACACCCCAAACAGUAGAGUUCAUUAUAGAGUGUUUGGUCUAACAUCUGGUAUGAAACCAUUUGGAUUAGCCUAUGACGAGGACUCCACGAUCAACAUUAAUAUUGUGACUCCUGAUGAUAUUAUUUUAUCAGAGGACCCUGCCUCACUGACUUCAGGAGUACACUCUGGACUUUACGUUCUUCCUGAAAUAGUGAGUACCGGGAUGUGGAAAGUGGUAGCCACAUUCCAGAACAACAAACAUCACAACUACUCUGCUGAGUUUGAGGUCAAAGAAUAUGUUUUACCUAGCUUUGAGGUUACAAUUACCCCUGAUAAACCAUUCUUCUAUGUCGAUGAUGAGAUGUUGACCGUAGACAUCAGAGCCACGUAUCUGUUUGGGAAAGAAGUGGAAGGGAGUGCUUAUGUGGUCUUUGGGAUGAUUGAUAAAAACAAGGAAAAACAUAGUUUCCCAGGCUCCAUUCAGCGAGUGAUGGUAAUAAAUGGUAUAGCACAAGCCACAUUAACUAGAACACAAAUCCAAGAAACCUGUCCAGACAUUGAGAAUGAGGUGAAGAGUUCCAUAUAUGUUGCUGUCACUGUGUUGACGGAAUCUGGUAGUGAAUUAGUGGAAGCAGAGAAACAAGGCAUCAAUAUUGUUGCAUCUCCUUAUACAAUCAAUUUGAAGAAGACACCAAAGUAUUUCAAACCAACAAUGUUCUUUGAAGUUCUGGUUUAUGUUGAGUACCCGGAUGGCUCUCCAGCCGCUGACGUACCAGUACGAGUGGACCCAGGUGACAUUGAAGUCACAACGACCAAAAAUGGCUUGGCCAGGGUCCUUAUCAACCCAUCUGGAUCUUCUCCGCGACUGGAUAUUACUGCAAAAACUGCUGAUCCACAAGUUUCAAACAACAGACAGACAUCAGCAACUAUGACAGCACUUCCUUACAACAGCGGGAUCGGCAGCUACCUACAUAUUGUUGUGGGCUCAUCAGAAGUUAGACUAGGAGAUGACCUCCAAAUCACCUUGAAUCUCAAUGCUCCAACUACCACUCGUGAUAUCACUUAUCUGAUCCAGAGCAGGGGCCAACUGGUGAAACAUGGCCGUUUCAGAGUGGCGUUGACGACAAUAGCAAUGACGUUACCAGUCACCAAAGAAAUGCUGCCAUCAUUCCGCAUUAUUGCUUACCACCGCGAUCGAGUUGAGGUGGUCUCCGACUCUGUCUGGGUGGACGUCAUAGACACCUGUAUGGGCUCGUUGAAGUUGGUUCCAGCCUCAGCCCUUCCCUCAGAGCCUCGACAAACAUUCCGCUACACCAUCACAGGCGACCCAGGAGCCACAGUCGGCCUGGUAGCAGUGGACAAAGGAGUCUACGCUCUCAACAACAAACACCGCCUCACUCAGAGAAAGGUGUGGGAUGUAGUGGAGAAGGCUGAUACAGGAUGCACACCUGGUGGAGGGGAGGACAGCAUGAACGUGUUCUAUGAUGCAGGACUGUUGUUUCAGAGCGACCUUAUCGGGACUGCGGACAGACAAGUCUUAAAAUGUGAUGUUUCAACAAGGAUGAGGCGUGCCUCUGCUACACUCGAUGUUAGAAGUACACUUGUGAGUGAUUACAAAGACAGCUUGCUGCGCCAGUGUUGUUUGGAUGGGAUGGCGGAAACGCCGCUAUCGUACAGCUGUGAGCGGCGCAGGGAGUACAUCUCAGAUGGGAAAGCCUGUGCUGAUGCCUUCCUCAAGUGCUGCCAAGAGCUAAACCAACGACAAACUGAAAGUAAAACUGCUCGCACGAAUUUACUGCGAACGGCUCGUAGCGGGCCGAGGGAUAUUAUCUUCAAGGACAGUCUGCAAAUUGGUACUCGUACAGGAUUUCCUGAAGGUUGGCUAUGGGUAGAUUACAAACUCCCUCUUUGCCCUGAAAACGAUCCUAAAUGUAAAACAACAUCGUUGGAGAAAAGGACGGCGUUGAAAUACUCAAUCACCACCUGGCAUCUUACUGGAAUCAGCCUGUCUCCGACCCAUGGUAUCUGUAUAGAUGACACAUUGAAGAUAGUUGCCCUGAAGAAAUUCUUCAUUGAUCUUAGACUACCCUAUGCAGCUGUCCGUGGAGAACAAAUUGAAAUAAAGGCAAUCCUUCAUAACUAUUUGUUGGAUGAUAUCACAGUCCUGGUAUAUCUGAAAGAGGUAACGGAUGUGUGCAGUUUAGCGUCAAAGCAAGAGGAGUACACCCAGACAGUCAGCGUGGCUCCCGAGGGCACACGCUCCGUGUCUUUCCUCAUAAUCCCUAUGAGGCAUGGCAAGUUUCCUAUUGAGGUGAAGGCUUCCGUUGGGGAUCUAGAAAUCGAAGAUGGCGUCAGAAAGGAGCUGCUAGUAGUGCCUGAAGGAAUCAAGAAAAAAGUCAAAGUGAAUAGAAACCUGAAGGUCAGCAAAGGCCAGAGUAAACAGGUGGAGAUUAUUACAAAUCCAAUUGAUGUGGCAAAUAUUGUUUCAAACAAACCGACCAUUUUAGAAAUAUAUGUUAAAGGAUCGCAGGUGAACUUGCUUGUGGAGAAGGUCCUGAGUGGCUCAUCUACAGGCCGUCUAAUCCGACAGCCCCGAGGCAACGGAGAGCAGAACAUGAUGAGCAUGACUCUACCUCUUAUUGCUGCAAUGUAUUUGGGCAAAACAAAACAGUGGGAUACAGUGGGACUUUCAAAACGUGAUGAUGCCCUUGAAUAUAUUAAGACAGGGUACCGAAAUGAGCUUGCCUUUCGGAAGGUUGAUGGAGCUUUUAGUACUUCUAUUGGUGCAACUGGUCUCUCAUGGCUGACAUCUUAUGUUGCAAAGGUGUUUAGCAUGGCCUUUUAUCUGGUAGACAUCGACAUAAAUAUUAUCUGCGAUGCCAUCAAAUGGGUCAUUCUACGCUCACAGCAGCCUGAUGGCAGGUUCAUGGAGAUUGGACGUGUAAUGCAUGGAGAGAUGAUGGGGGAUGUGCGUGGCUCAGACUCUGAUGCCUCCAUGACGGCUUUCUCGCUCAUUGCCAUCCAGGAGGCAAGGCCGAUUUGUGAAGACAUUGUUCGUAGCAUGACAGGAAGCAUAAACGCAGCUGUGGGUUACCUGGAGGGGCGUCUACCAUCCCUGACAAACCCAUAUGCCGUUGCCAUGGUAUCCUAUGCACUGGCCAAUGAAAACAAGUUAAACAAGGAGAUCCUCUACAGAUUUGUAUCCCAAGACUCUACCCACUGGCCAGUGGCCAAUCAUAAACUCUUCACACUGGAGGCCACAGCCUAUGCUCUUUUAGCUCUGGUCAAGGUCAAGGAGUUUGAGGAUGCUGCUCCAAUUGUCAAAUGGCUUAACACUCAGAGGACUGUAGAGGGAGGCUAUGGAUCCACUCAGUCAACAAUCAUGGUUUAUCAGGCAGUUGCAGAGUAUUGGGUGAAUGCUAAGGAGCAAGAACAUGAAAUGGAUAUAGAGAUUCAAGUACCACACAGAAUGAUCCCAAUGAGAAUCAACAAGAAAUAUACCUCUUGGACGACAUGGCUCAGAGGAAUUUACCCCGAAGUGAAGGUGACUGCCACAGGGUUAGGCGAAGCUACUCUAUCGCUUGUGUCAAUGUAUUAUGAAAGGCUCACGACAAACCAAACCUCGAAAAGCUGUGAGAGAUUUGAACUCAAUGUGGAGCUCAAAACAGACCGAAUAGCUGAGGAUGGAAAUAUAUACAUGCUUAAAAUAGAGAUCUUGUAUAGGGAUGCGGACAAAGAUGCAGGCAUGACAAUCUUGGAUAUUGGUUUGCCUUCUGGUUACACCCCUGAUAUAGCGGAUCUCAACCAAUUGUCCAGAGGACAGGACAGAACCAUUUCCAAGUAUGUUGUCGACAGAGUGCCAUCAAACAGAGGCUCCAUUAUCAUUUACCUUGACACGGUGUCUCACACACAGCCAGAGGAAGUGGCUUUCAAGAUCAGACAGACAAUGAAAGUUGGUGUCUUACAACCAGCAACGGUUUCUGUCUAUGAGUUCUAUAAUCCAGAGAAACAUUGUGUGAAAUAUUACCAUCCAGCUGGAGAUCGGGUAAAAAUGCAAGUUCGCUGUCAGGAAGAUUUAUGCAAAUGUAGCAGAGAGGAAUGCAGCAUGCAGACGAAGGGUGAAAUCAACACAAAGGAACGAAUCGAGAAGGCCUGUGACCCUGAAGCAAGAAUAGAUUAUGUGUAUAAAGUUACGAUGGAAAGCUAUGAAGAACAGAACUCCACUGAUGUUUAUAAGAUGCGGAUAAAUCAGGUGAUCAAGGAAGGAUCAUCUGAUAAAGAAUUAAAUGAUGAACUACAAACUUUCAUUGGUUAUUCUCACUGCAGAGAAAUUCUAAAUCUGGAACUGAACAAGAGCUAUCUCAUCAUGGGCAGAGUGAAUGAUACACUGAGCAUUGGUGGAAUUCAGUAUGAGUAUGUGCUACGGGAGAAGACAUGGAUAGAGUACUGGCCAACUGAAUUGGAGUGCCGGACUCCAAAGUAUAGACCUACCUGUGAGGGCAUAGAGGACCUACAUUUGAAAUUAGUAUUCGAUGGAUGCAUGGAAUGGAGAUAUGGGAUUAUGGAUUAGUGUGAAAUAAAACCCAGUCCACCGAAUCUGUGAUUUGCUUCCAACUCUGUAAAUUAGUCUUUUUGGCAUCUAGUUAUGCAUAAUACAAUCAUUAUAACCUAUAGCCGUAAAGUGGGCGCUAGGUUCAGCCUCACAGCCUCAUCAUUGCCCAAUCUGAAUGUUAAUUAAAACAGAUAAUAUCAGCACUUGUUUUAGUGU
This is a messenger RNA of Gadus chalcogrammus (walleye pollock), 5313 nucleotides long. Its product is annotated as complement C3-like. Gene Ontology annotation, molecular function: protein binding; endopeptidase inhibitor activity. Lineage: Eukaryota; Metazoa; Chordata; Actinopteri; Gadiformes; Gadidae. Bases 145 to 5115 code for a protein of 1656 amino acids. Gene Ontology annotation, cellular component: extracellular region. The record is from RefSeq and is a predicted model, not a curated record. The transcript has 43 exons.